Molecule: messenger RNA, 1325 nt
Organism: Camellia sinensis
Lineage: Eukaryota; Viridiplantae; Streptophyta; Magnoliopsida; Ericales; Theaceae
Product: factor of DNA methylation 4
Biological process (GO): gene silencing by siRNA-directed DNA methylation
Source: RefSeq, a predicted model, not a curated record
UGCAUUUACAUUUCAUUUUCACAAUUUUUUUCUUCAGUUUUCUCAGCAAGCAAACGGAGACCGCUCGGGUGCUUUUAUGUUCACUGUAGGGUUUUCGAAGCAAUGUCUAAGGGAAACGAUGAUGCAAUUGAUCCUCUCCCUAGAAAUUUGCCUGACUUUUUGUCUAAGGUGAGGACGAUGAAGCAGAGUGGACUCAGUGAACUUGAGAAGAUUUUGAAGGAGCAUGAAGAGUUAACAAUGGAAUUAGAAGCUCAUGCCAAAUUGAUUGAGCAACGUGAAAAUGAAUUGGAAAAAAGGGAGGCCCAAAAUGAAAAUAUGAAAAUGCUUCUCAAGUAUCAGGAGGAAAUGAAUAAGAAAGCAAUCUUGGAGGAAAAGAAAAAGUUGGCAGAAGAACAAAAGACAAAAGAAGAAAAGUUUCAUAGAAGGAUUGGUGAACUACAGAAGAAACUUGAUGCCAAACAAGAAUUAGAGUUGGAGGUAGAGCGUAUGAGAGGGGCAGUUGAAGUAAUUAUGAGAAAAAUGAGUGACGAUGGGGAUUUGGAGGAGCUCAAGGACAAGAUGGAUGAAAUUAAAAAACAACUCAACGAAAAGGAACAAUAUAUUGAAGAUCAGGAUUCCCUGCUUGAAGCUCUUAUUAUCAAGGAACACAAAUGUAAUGAUGAGUUGCGAGAAGUUCGUAAAGAGUUGAUUUAUGGUUUGAUGAACCGCCGUGGUGGUGUAAUUGGUGUCAAGAAAAUGGGAGAGCUUGACAAUAAGCCAUUCCAAACAGCAGCCAAGAGAAAGUAUGCAGUUCGUGAAGCAGAGUUGAAAGCGAUAGAGUUGUGCUCCUUGUGGGAGGGUUACCUUAGGGAUCCAAAUUGGCAUCCUUUCAAGGUCAUCCCGGUGGAAGGAGAUCAUAAGGAAAUAAUAGACAAGGAGGACGAUAAAUUGAGAAGUCUGAAGGAUGAGUUUGGCAAUGAAGUCUAUGAGGCUGUGAUUACAGCCUUGAAGGAGAUGAACCAGUACAACCCUAGUGGCCGAUACCCAGUCUUAGAACUGUGGAAUUUCAGGGAAAAAAGAAUAGCAACAUUAAAAGAGGGAGUAUCUUGGAUGCUAAAAUUGGAUAGACGGAGGAGAAACUAAAAGUUCGUCGCAUGGUUUUGUAAAUUUUGCAUAGGACGGUUCUGGCAUGACAUUUAUAAGUUAAUAGCCCCCCUCUAGAUAUAAUAUGUUCCCCAUAUACUGCAUAUGUUAUGGAUUGAUAUUUUGUGAUUUUCAAAUGUGUAUUUUUGUAACUUUUUGCACUUGGACUCGUUGAAUGAACCUAAUUUAGUUGUUUUUCUAAA